This is a messenger RNA of Gopherus evgoodei (Goodes thornscrub tortoise), 4347 nucleotides long. It is a transcript of the gene FRMD4B, whose product is annotated as FERM domain containing 4B. The record is from RefSeq and is a predicted model, not a curated record. Gene Ontology annotation, biological process: establishment of epithelial cell polarity. Gene Ontology annotation, cellular component: adherens junction; bicellular tight junction; cytoskeleton. Bases 36 to 2954 code for a protein of 972 amino acids. NCBI's taxonomy places the organism in Eukaryota, Metazoa, Chordata, Testudines, Testudinidae. The transcript is spliced from 21 exons.
CACAACUUCAGUGGAAAGGCAGAGGCAGGGAGAGAAUGCGGCGCUCCUGCUUGGCACAACACAGGUUUUACAUUGAAAGCAUCUCCUUUCUGAAGGACAAAAACACAGUGGAACUCUUUUUUCUGAAUGCAAAAUCUUGUGUGCACAAGGGGCAGAUUGAGGUAGAAAGUGAGACAAUCUUCCGAUUAGCAGCCCUGAUUUUACAGGAAGCUAAAGGUGACUAUUCCAGUGACGAUAACACAAGAAAAGAUUUAAAGGCACUGCCUGCCUUUCCUACCAAGACGUUGCAGGAACACCCCUCACUCGCUUACUGUGAGGACAGAGUAAUUGAACAUUAUAUAAAAAUUAAAGGUCUGACCAGAGGACAAGCUAUUGUACAGUACAUGAAGGUGGUAGAAGUUCUGCCUACAUAUGGAGUCCAUUACUAUGGAGUAAAGGAUAAACAAGGAAUCCCGUGGUGGCUUGGCAUCAGUUAUAAAGGAAUAGGACAGUACGACUUACAAGACAAAGUCAAACCUAGAAAAUUUUUUCAAUGGAAACAGCUGGAAAAUCUGUAUUUCCGUGAAAAGAAAUUUGCUGUGGAAGUUCACGAUCCGCGCAGAAUUUCAGUGUCCAGAAGGACCUUUGGACAGAGCGGACUUGUAGUGCAAACCUGGUAUGCAAACACUUCCCUGAUCAAAUCCAUCUGGGUAAUGGCAAUCAGUCAGCACCAGUUUUACUUGGACAGAAAACAAAGCAAAGCAAAAAUCCCCUCAGCCAGAAGUUUGGAUGAUAUUGCAAUGGACCUGACUGAGAUGGGUACACCAAAGGUUUCCAAACUUGUGACUUUGGAGGCAAAGAAUCAGCUUAUUAUGGCCAGCAACGGCAGCUUAAUCUCUUCAGGGUCUCAAGAUUCUGAGGUCAGCGAAGAGCAAAAGAAGGAGAAAAUUAUGGAACUAAAGAAGAAAGAAAAACUGCUGCAAGAAAAGCUGCUGCAGAAAGUCGAGGAGCUGAAGAAAAUCUGCUUGCGGGAGGCGGAGCUGACUGGCAAAAUGCCAAAGGAGUAUCCUCUGAGCGUGGGAGAGAAACCUCCUCAGGUCAGAAGGCGUGUAGGCACAGCAUUCAAAUUGGACGAUAACCUGCUUCCCAGCGAGGAGGACCCCACUUUGCAAAGCUUGGAGCGUAAUUUCCUCAUACAGCAAAAGAUGGUGGAAGCUGCGAAGAAACUUGCCAGUGAGCCAGACAUGUGCAAAAAUGUGAAGAAGAAAAGAAAACAAGAUUACAUUGCUGCCAUGAAAAAGCUUCAAGAGAUCGAAAAUUCCAUAAAUGAAUACAGGAUCAAAUGUGGCAAAAAACCAACACAGAAAUCAACCCUUAUUUUGUCAGAUGAUACAAUCCCAUCUGAGAGUAGCUCUUUAUCUGAUACAACAAUUUAUGAUGAUGCCAAUGAUUCCCUUACUGUACCAGGGCAGGGAACGAGUUCCGUGCAGCUGUCUCCAAGAAUCCCUCCGCCAAAGUCCCUUGGCGUGGAGAGAAUCCAUCUUAGAAAGUCCUCCAUCAAUGAACAGCUCCUGGAAAACAGACAUUCUAGUCACAGGGUGGACCCUCUGACGAUGCACAGUAGUCCUUACCGAAUUCUGGAACGACAGCCCUAUGGAGGGAGAAGCAUGCCCACAACACCGGUGCUCACACGCAAUGCCUACAGUAGUAGCCAUUUACAGCCGGAUAUUUCCCCAGAGCACUGCAGACAGCGCAGCGGGAGUCUAGAAUCCCAAACCCCUUUACUGUCAGAGACUACCAGUGAAAAGCCUGUGUUCUCCUUUUCGAAAUCCCAGCGAAGUAGCAGCACUGAAAUACUAGACGAUGGGUCGUCCUACACCAGCCAGUCAAGUGCAGAGUAUUACUCUGUGACGCCUAACCCCAACCCAUAUUACACCACGCAGACACUUGACAACCGCACAAGAGGCCGAAGGAAGUCUAAGAAACAAAACAUUUCUGCUGCAAAUUCAGGAAGCAUGCCAAAUCUUGCCCAGAAAGACUCACGGAAUGGUGUCUACCAAAAAAGUCAGGAGCAGCCUUCCUCUAGUUACUAUGUUUCUGGCUAUUCACCUUACACUGAAUGUGACGUUUAUUACAACGGGGGAUAUGUUUACGAGAAUGACACAGAGGGACAGUAUAGCGUCAACCCUUCAUAUCGCUCAUCGGUGCACUGUGGCUACGACCGUUAUCGGGAACUCAGGUCCUAUCGCGAAGGGGAGAUGGAAAGAGUACCACACAAUCCAUAUGCAACUCUGAGACUUCCAAGGAAGCAGGUUGCUAAAACGCAACAUAUAACCAAAAACAUUCACAAGGCCUUAGUAGCAGAACAUCUCCGUGGUUGGUACCAACGUGCCUCCGGUCAAAAGGACCAGGGUCAGAGUCUGCAGGCAGGCUUUGACUCUGACCAAGGAUCCCAAAGGAGUCUGGGCUUUGCAGGGCUGCAAGUACCGUGCUCUCCUAGCAGCCGGGCUUCUUCUUUCUCUUCAGUGUCUUCUACAAACACUUCUGGAAACUGGCGGAACCAGAUUGCACUAAGGCUUUCCGAUUAUGAUACAUUGUCUCAUUCCUCUUAUACCAGCUGUUAUGGGAAUGUUUAUGGCAACCUUCCACUGCAGAGCAGUCAGAACAAAGGUCUUCUGUCCAGGAGAAUGAUUGUGCCUGCAGAAAUGAGAUCAUUUUUAAAUACUCUUAUGCUAACUGUAGCCAGCUGCAAGCAUAUGCAGAGACAAGCCAGCUGGAGGAUGCUGACGAGAACCAGUUGGAAGCUGACUUGCACAGUAACGAGCAGAGGCUAUUUUGGCAUGAGGAUUCUAAGCCUGGGACGCUCGUGUAGGCCAUCAACAGCCCUGUAUUUGCACCCCCAUGUGCCUUGCACAGAAUGCUGUUCCCUCAAAAGAGGUCUCCUGUGGAAUCCCCCCCACCCAACUCAAACAUGAAAGUAUUUUGGCUUGUGGGUGAAGAUUGUGUUCAGCAUUAGGAAGGACAUGUACAAAAUUACAGAGUCGUUCCAACAACGGCAUUUCUUUCUGAAUCCAGACAAUAGUCUAACUGAGCAAGGGCAGGCUGCCACUGAAUCUAUGAGGUGAUGCAGCACUUGGCUGAAGUAUUUAUAUUUAGCAAGCACUUUUUAGCAGACUGGAAGGUGUUGAAGGCAAACCUCAACAAAAUGUGAAAAGGUGACUUAUGGAGAAAACAGGAAUUUUAGGAGCACAAUUCAGAUGGCUGAAAGAAGAAGAAAUAAAAAUGUCUUCUGCUGUCACUUAUGAUGACCAAGAAGGACUUCAUAAGCUGAUGAAGGAUACUGUGUGUGUGUAUGUGUGUGUGAAUGAGACAAAGAUUGACUCAGUCAGUAUUGGAACAUUACUUGAAGGAAGGCUGGAUUUUUUUAAUGGAGGUUUGAAUGAGCUACAACAUUUUUUGGGGGGGAGGGGUGUUAUUACGAGUGUUUGUAUGCACCACAAAAUGGAUUCUGGAAAGAAAGGCAAUUUACUAUUGCGACAUAUAAUGUAAAAACUAACCCUAGAAGACUGUGGAUUUUGGAAAUAGAAGCAGCAAAUACUGAACUGUUUCUGUGAUAAGAUGUAAUUAAUAUCCUCCCAUUUAAAUGAAUUUUCCAUGGUACAAUUUCAUUGUGCAGAUGGGCAUGCAAAGUCAUGUUGAAUGCACAGUGAACUCUUAAUUAGAUAGCUAUUACAUUUUGCCCUGCCAGGUUGAUGGAAAAUUGGAGGUGGAAUGCUUUAGUUAUCACAUGUGGAACAAUUUUACUAAACUGGCCAGUAUUCUAAGGUGGAUGCAAAAAAAAAAAGAAAAAGACCAAGUCAGUGCCUUAAAAUUGAGGGCAUUAGAAUUGUAGAACGUCAUCUGAAACGCCAGGUGCACUACAAAGUCACUAAGUGACAAAACAGCAUUUUCAGAAAAUCAUUCACAUUAUUUUUUAAAAAAUCAACAGCAGUUUUGAUCUAGGAGGGAUAAGCCUACCUCAUAUCAUCCAUCUGUAGAAACCAAUUAGUGUGGACUAACUUGUGUAGUUUACAAAAAAUAUAUAUAUAUUUGCAUACUGUAAAGUAAUUCUUGUUUCUCGGCUGUACUGUGCUUCACUCCAUAAAAUGGUGCUCUUUUAUUUCUUUUAUACAGAGGAUUAGUUAUUCCUUGUUCAUAUUGUGAAUAGCAAAGUUUCUGAUAAACUUUUUGAACGUUUUUUUACCAGUAUUCCAAAGCAUGUAAUAUAGACCGAAAGACAAAUUUGUUAAGCUGGUCCUCAGUCAUUUGUAUUAUUAGAGUUGAGGUUUGGAAUAAACAAAACAAUAAAAAAUAAUUUAUUUCCUUUUG